AAGGGGCGCUCAUGUAUCAGUUCAAACUCCAGACUUCGACCCCCUCGAGUUGAACUCAACCUAAAAGACGAAGGAAGAAGUACAACUAUUGGACAACAUGGCAGGACGCGACAGGAUUGUGCAUUUGCUCAGGCAACUUGAAAAAGCAGCGUAAGUUGAUUCCUAAUCGCGAAAAUGCACAAAUACAAGAUUGUUAAAUGCACUUGAGGUAGUGGUUACAUAAGGUAGUUAUCUAAUUUAGCUAGGCCCCUACCUAACUUGUUAUGCAGUAGCCAGAUGACAGUGCAAACAUCGACGUCAACCCAACCUCGUUGCACUCGCAGGUUUGCGUCAAUUGAUUACACUGCUUAUGAAAAUGCUGUUUUCCCCCCCAUUUACAGGUGCAGAUGCCCUGCCCAUUCUCAUACAUUCCAUCAAGGUAGUAGUUGGAUCAAAUAACCUAUUUAUUAUAACACACAGCUUUAUUGUUAAUUUGUUAAUUGUAACACCUAACACAGCUUCAUGUGCAAAGGCUCUAUUCUGCCUCUCAUUCAAGUUUAAUAUGCACCUUGUGAUUUAGCGCCACCCGGGACUGUUUUAUUGAGCUGCAUCUAGCUUGCACUUAUUCUAUGGUACUUUCUGAUGUGGUGUAAUAAACAGGUAAUAGGGCCCAUAAUUGCGAACAUUAUAAAACAGUUUCUCCGUGUCAAAAUACGCAUCAGCCAAUUAAAUCGUUCAUAUACUUGCACGUGAAAGAACGCUACAUUGUACCUGGUCCCGUCAGAUAACGUAGCACACGUUAGCCCUAUGCUAACCUCACCAGAUGACAGUGAUUAUUUCCUGGAACAAAAUUCCGCAUAGCCAAUUAUAAAUGUUGACAUAGAUGGACAUGAACAAACACUUUUCCAUAAGAGCGACCAUAACAAAGUCAAGCACUCUCAUUAUCAUUCUACAGAUGGCAGUAUUGUAGUAAGUGUUAGUUAUUUUAAAUACGUUUAUCGCGAGUCCGGACUCGAAAACAUGUUGUCGAGGAUCCACACCAGAGGAAAGUUUGUCGUUCUACAGUAGGCCUAGACGCAUCCUACAUCACGCUGUAGGCCUAUUAAUAAGGUGGUAACACAGACCAGUCAGUGCUUUCAGGGUGUGUUCAUUGUCAUAGUGACAACUGGGAAUCAUACUUCAAUGUACACUACCGUUCAAAAGUUUGGGGUCACUUAGAAAUGUCCUUGUUUUCGAAAUGUAUUUGUCCUCUUGCUAAGUUGUGCACCGGGGUCUCCCACUCUUCUUUCUAUUCUGGUUAGAGCCAGUUUGCGCUGUUCUGUGAAGGGAGUAGUACACAGCGUUGUACGAGAUCUUCAGUUUCUUGGCAACUUCUCGCAUGGAAUAGCCUUCAUUUCUCAGCACAAGAAUAGACUGACGAGUUUCAGAAGAAAGUUAUUUGUUUCUGGCCAUUUUGAUUCUGUAAUCGAACCCACAAUUGCUGAUGCUCCAGAUACUCAACUAGUCUCAAUAAGUUUUAUUGCUUCUUUAAUCAGCACAACAGUUUUCAGCUGUGCUAACAUAAUUGCAAAAGGGUUUUCUAAUGAUCAUUUAGCCUUUUCAAAUGAUAAACUUGGAUUAGCAAACACAACGUGCCAUUGGAACACAGGACUGAUGGUUGCUGAUAAUGGGCCUCUGUACGCCUAUGUAGAUAUUCCAUUAAAAAUCAGCAGUUUCCAGCUACAAUAGCCAUUUACAACAUUAACAAUGUCUACACUGUAUUUCUGAUCAAUUUUAUGUUAUUUUAAUGGACAAAAACAUAGCUUUUCUUUUGAAAACAAGAACAUUUCUAAGUGACCCCAAACUUUUGAACGGUAGUGUACAUAUACUGAACAAAAAUAUAAACGCAACAAUUUCAAAGAUUUUACUAAGUUAUAUAAGGAAAUCAGUCAAUUUAAAUAAAUAAAUUAGGCCCUAAUCUAUGGAUUUCACAUGAUUGGGAAUACAGAUUUGAAUCUGUUGGUCACAAAUACCUUUAAAAAAAAAAAAAGUAGGGGUGUGGAUCAGAAAACUAAUCAGUAUCUGGUGUGACCACUAUUUGCCUCAUGCAGCAUGACACAUCUCCUUUGCAUAGAGUUGAUCAGGCUAUUGAUUGUGGCCUGUGGAAUGUUGUCCCACUCCUCUUCAAUGGCUGUGUGAAGUUGCUGGAUAUUGUCUGGAACUGGAACACGCUGUCGUACACGUCCAUCCAUGCUCAAUGGGUGACAUGUCUGGUGAGUAUGCAGGCCAUGGAAGAACUGGGACAUGUUCAGCUUCCAGGAAUUGGGUACAGAUCCUUGCAACAUGGGGCUAUGCAUUAUCAUGCUGAAACAUGAGGUGAUGGCGGCGGAUGAAUGGCACGACAAUGGGCCUCAGGAUCUUAUCACGGUAUCUCUGUGCAUCCAAAUUGCCAUAGAUAAAAUGCAAUUGUGUUCGUUGUCCGUCGCUUAUGCCUGCCCAUACCAUAACCCCAACGCCACCAUGGGGCACUCUGUUCACAACGUUGACAUCAGCAAACUGCUCGCACACACGACGCCAUACAUGUGGUCUGCGGUUGUCAGGCCGGUUGGACCUACUGCCAAAUCUCUAAAACGACGGAGGCGGCUUAUGGUAGACAAAUGAACAUUACAUUUUCUGGCAACAGCUCUGGUGCACAUUCCUGCAGUCAGCAUGCCAAUUGCACGCUCCCUCAAAACUUGAGACAUCAACAUUUCUGGGAUCUUUUAUUUCUGCUCUUGAAACAUGGGACCAACACUUUACAUGUUGCAUUUAUAUUUUCGUUCAGUGUACAAUGAAAAAUAAUAAACUCGUAUUUAAAUGUAGCAAUUCAACAGCAAACACCUUUUAGCCUGCGCAUCUUUUACAGCAAUGUUCGCAAGUAGGGCCGCAAAGUGUUUUAUUCAAUCAAGCACAUUUCUCAAUACAUUCUGAUGCAUUCAUGAUGAUCUGCUGCCAUCCUUUUGUUAUGCCUGCAUAAGCAUUGGUUUUUCACUCCGUUUUAUCUAUUAAAACAAGAGUUUUAUGGAAAGGCUAUCCUUAACUGAUUCAGUUCUUUAUUUGGAGUUUGGCUGUCUGUCUAAUUUUGGUUUCGAAACACCUCAAGGAGGACAGUACAGUGAAAAAACAGUGACCAUCGGCACAACUUUUUCGGCGGUAGACAUCAGUACAGUGCAGCUGUAACAUGGACAUUCAACAAGGACAAGAUGACGUAGCAUCCCAGGUCAGUUCCAGAACAGGAUCUUCAAGCCGCUGCAGCAACUAGAGCCUGCGCCAGGGCAGAGGAAGCACACGCCGUGCAUCAUUCGCUGGCGAGAGGCUGAGACACAUUACAUCUUCAUAGACAGGCAGCCGCAGCACUGGUUCAGGCUGAGAUCUGGGAGGCAGCAGUAGAACUAGAGGAUGAGGUGUUCCACAAUAAUAUAUAUAUCUAUUUUUUUAUUAUUUAUUUAGACAUCCUCUAACACAAAAUUACAUUGCUGAACGCAAAGGUGAAUACAUCAUUAAGCAAGCUAAGCUACAUACCAGACAUCCUUCCUCGCCGGGACUUGUACCAGCAUACGGCGACCACCUCAUCUUGAUGACACCCUAGUCACAUGUCAGACUUCAGGCUACGCAACCUAUUCAGUUUCACUGAAGAGCAGCACAACUUGAAGCAAACUGGGAAAUAUGCAGCAUGCUUCAAGCCUCAUUCAUCACUCCCCAACAAGACAGGACCCACUGGGCACAGACAUCAGUUCAACGUCUAGUUUUGAUUGAAAUUUAGUUGAGUUGUCAACUAAUGUGAAAUCAACAAAACAUUUUACAAUUUCAUUGGAUUAAGGUUAAAAGUUGGGUGAAUAAAGACUAAAUUCCCUUAUGUUGAUGACUUUUUGCAAAUCCCAUCAGUUUUCCACGUUGAUUCAAAGUCAUCACAUUUUUGUUGUUGAAAUGACGUGGAAACAACGUUGAUUCAUCCAGUUUUUGCCCAGUGGGGAGCCCCCGCUACAAAAGCCCCACACACUUAAAGAGAACAAAGCCAGUCAUAGUACCCCCUACCUCAGCCCUACACCCUGCAACACUACACAGCUGUGCGGAACCAGUCCGAGGCCAACAUGAUAGACUUUGCUAAGUACCUAGCAUGUUGUGAGCUAGUGAACACAGGACUCACACAAUUCGACAACCAGUCGAAGAGGUUCAGGGCAUGGCAGUCAUCAUUCAACAACGCUAUCAAGGGCCUGGACCUCACUUCUAGUAAGGAGCUGUAUCUGCUAACAAAGUGACUGGGCAAGGAGUCCUCGGAACACGCAAAGAGGGUGAGCUCAGUGCACAUCAACGACCCAAGCGCAGCAUUGGACAGACUAAAACAGUGUUACUCUACACCCAAAAUCAUCGAAAGAGGUUAUACCGUUCUCCAGAAUCUCCAGCAGAGAUUUCCUCAAGCUAAGCGAGCUCAGAGAUCUCCUGAUGGAAGGUCAGUCUGCAAAUGAAGAUGGACACUUACCUGGCCUAAUUUACAGUGGGGAAAAAAAAUAUUUAGUCAGCCACCAAUUGUGCAAGUUCUCCCACUUAAAAAGAUGAGAGAGGCCUGUAAUUUUCAUCAUAGGUACACGUCAACUAUGACAGACAAAUUGAGAAAAAAAAAUCCAGAAAAUCACACUGUAGGAUUUUUCAUUAAUUAAUUUGCAAAUUAUGUUGGAAAAUAAGUAUUUGGUCACCUACAAACAAGCAGGAUUUCUGGCUCUCACAGACCUGUAACUUAUUCUUUAAGAGGCUCCUCUGUCCUCCACUCAUUACCUGUAUUAAUGGCACCUGUUUGAACUUGUUAUCAGUAUAAAAGACACCUGUCCACUACCUCAAACAGUCACACUCCAAACUCCACUAUGGCCAAGACCAAAGAGCUGUCAAAGGACACCAGAAACAAAAUUGUAGACCUGCACCAGGCUGGGAAGACUGAAUCUGCAAUAGGUAAGCAGCUUGGUUUGAAGAAAUCAACUGUGGGAGCAAUUAUUAGAAAAUGGAAGACAUACAAGACCACUGAUAAUCUCCCUCGAUCUGGGGCUCCACACAAGAUCUCACCCCGUGGGGUCAAAAUGAUCACAAGAACGGUGAGCAAAAAUCCCAGAACCACACGGGGGGACCUAGUGAAUGACCUGCAGAGAGCUGGGACCAAAGUAACAAAGCCUACCAUCAGUAACACACUACGCCGCCAGGGACUCAAAUCCUGCAGUGCCAGAUGUGUCCCCCUGCUUAAGCCAGUACAUGUCCAGGCCCAUCUGAAGUUUGCUAGAGUGCAUUUGGAUGAUCCAGAAGAGGAUUGGGAGAAUGUCAUAUGGUCAGAUGAAACCAAAAUAUAACUUUUUGGUAAAAACUCAACUCGUCGUGUUUGGAGGACAAAGAAUGCUGAGUUGCAUCCAAAGAACACCAUACCUACUGUGAAGCAUGGGGGUGGAAACAUCAUGCUUUGGGGCUGUUUUUCUGCAAAGGGACCAGGACGACUGAUCCAUGUAAAGGAAAUAAUGAAUGAGGCCAUGUAUCGUGAGAUUUUGAGUGAAAACCUCCUUCCAUCAGCAAGGGCAUUGAAGAUGAAACGUGGCUGGGUCUUUCAGCAUGACAAUGAUCCCAAACACACCGCCCAGGCAACGAAGGAGUGGCUUCGUAAGAAGCAUUUCAAGGUCCUGGAAUGGCCUAGCCAGUCUCCAGAUCUCAACCCCAUAGAAAAUCUUUGGAGGGAGUUGAAAGUCUGUGUUGCCCAGCGACAGCCCCAGAACAUCACUGCUCUAGACGAGAUCUGCAUGGAGGAAUGGGCCAAAAUACCAGCAACAGUGUGUGAAAACCUUGUGAAGACUUACAGAAAACGUUUGAUCAAUCAAUUUCAAUCAAUUUUAUUUUAUAUAGCCCUUCUUACAUCAGCUAAUAUCUCGAAGUGCUGUACAGAAACCCAGCCUAAAACCCCAAACAGCUAGUAAUGCAGGUGUAGAAGCACGGUGGCUAGGAAAAACUCCCUAGAAAGGCCAAAACCUAGGAAGAAACCUAGAGAGGAACCAGGCUAUGAGGGGUGGCCAGUCCUCUUCUGGCUGUGCCGGGUGGAGAUUAUAACAGAACCAUGCCAAGAUGUUCAAAAAUGUUCAUAAGUGACAAGCAUGGUCAAAUAAUAAUCAGGAAUAAAUCUCAGUUGGCUUUUCAUAGCCGAUCAUUAAAAGUUGAAAACAGCAGGUCUGGGACAGGUAGGGGUUUGACCUGUGUCAUUGCCAACAAAGGGUAUAAAACAAAGUAUUGAGAAACUUUUGUUAUUGACCAAAUACUUAUUUUCCACCAUAAUUUGCAAAUAAAUUCAUUAAAAAUCCUACAAUGUGAUUUUCUGGAUUUCUUUUCCUCAUUUUGACUGUCAUAGUUGACGUGUACCUAUGAUGAAAAUUACAGGCCUCUCUCAUCUUUUUAAGUGGGAGAACUUGCACAAUUGGUGGCUGACUAAAUACUUUUUUUCCCCACUGUACCUGGACCACCGCUUGUGGCAUCAGUUCUAUUGUGGAGAAACUGCCACAGGGCCUCCAAUAAAAAAUCAAAGACGAACACAACAAGUGCUUUGCCUCAUUCUCCUUCUUCACAAAGUUAAUCUGCGAUGAAGCAAGAACCAGAAAGGACCUGAGCUUCGCUCUCCCCAGCAGUAGCAGUGGCCCUGCGAGAAGUGAGAGUCCUGCCAUUAGAAACAUAAUCACAAGAACCUCCAUAUCUGUACAUAAAGCAGAUGUGGACCUAGCUGCUGACUCCAGCAGAAACCCCCACAACAAAAGAAGACAGCCCAGGUAAAAGCUGCCCCAUCCACAAUCUACGUCAUCCGCUCAGUACAUAUAGAAGACUGUACCAUAGCAGUGAAAUGUAAUGAGUGUGGAAGCGACAGCCACAACACAGCUAUGCAACCAGGUCCUUCCGCCUGGACCUCAACGGCCUCCAUCCCUGCGUCUGAAAACGGCGGGAGGAGGAAAAAAACCAGACCACUGCACCAGCAGUCAGUUCCCAAUGCACUGAGGUAUGAGACAAGGGUCCAACAGCGCGAUCAUGCUCCAAAAUAUGUCUGGUGAGAGUAUACUCCCAGGGGCAGUGUGAAAUCGCGGUCAAGAUGUAUGCCAUACUCGACGAACAGAGCAAUCGGUCACUGGCAAAGUCAGACUUCUUUGUUCUCUUCAGCAUCCAGGAUAGCCCAUUGCCCUGUGCGGUAGUCCUGGAAACAGCAGGGAGAAAAGCUGAUGGCUUUCAGAUCGAAGCAGUAAACGGAGGGGUAAGCCCUUCCUCCAUUCAUGGAGUGCAACAACAUUCUCAAUAACAGAUCUAACAUACAGUACCUACACCCAAGGUAGCCCUUCACCAAGCCCACCUCAAGCCGGUGGCAGCCCACAUCCCAGAGCUGGAUCCAAGUGCCAAAAUCCUUCUGUCAGAGUACACAAGGUGUACAACUGAUGACCGAAAUCAGCCUGCAGGCGCCCGGCCCGCCACAAGGAAUCGCUAGAGCGUGAUGAGCCAAGUAAAGCCCCCCCCCCCCCCCCCCCGGCCAAACCCUCCCCUAACCCGGACGACGCUGGGCCAAUUGUGCGCCGCCCUAUGGGACUCCCGGGUUGUGACACAGCUUGGGUCUGUAGUGCGCCACUCGGGAGGCCCGUGGCACUGGGCACUUACAGUGAGGGGAAAAAGGUAUUUGAUUUUGUUUGUUUGCCCACUGACAAAGAAAUGAUCAGUCUAUCAUUUUAAUGGUAGGUUUAUUUGAACAGUGAGAGACAGAAUAACAACCAAAAAAUCCAGAAAAACGCAUGUCAAAAAUGUUAUAAAUUGAUUUGCAUUUUAAUGAGGGAAAUAAGUAUUUGACCCCUCUGCAAAACAUGAUUUAGUACUUGGUGGCAAAACCCUUGUUGGCAAUCACAGAGGUCAGACGUUUCUUGUAGUUGGCCACCAGGUUUGCACACAUCUCAGGAGGGAUUUUGUCCCACUCCUCUUUGCAGAUCUUCUCCAAGUCAUUAAGGUUUCGAGGCUGAUGUUUGGCAACUCGAACCUUCAGCUCCCUCCACAGAUUUUUUAUGGGAUUAAGGUCUGGAGACUGGCUAGGCCACUCCAGGACCUUAAUGUGCUUCUUCUUGAGCCACUCCUUUGUUGCCUUGGCCGUGUGUUUUGGGUCAUUGUCAUGCUGGAAUACCCAUCCACGACCCAUUUUCAAUGCCCUGGCUGAGGGAAGGAGGUUCUCACCCAAGAUUUGACGGUACAUGGCCCUGUCCAUCAUCCCUUUGAUGCGGUGAAGUUGUCCUGUCCCCUUAGCAGAAAAACACCCCCAAAGCAUAAUGUUUCCACCUCCAUGUUUGACGGUGGGGAUGGUGUUCUUGGGGUCAUAGGCAGCAUUCUUUCUCCUCCAAACACAGCAAGUUGAGUCGAUGCCAAAGAGCUCCAUUUUGGUCUCAUCUGACCACAACACUUUCACCCAGUUCUCCUCUGAAUCAUUCAGAUGUUCAUUGGCAAACUUCAGACGGGCAUGUAUAUGUGCUUUCUUGAGCAGGAGGACCUUGCAGGCGCUGCAGGAUUUCAGUCCUUCACGGCGUAGUGUGUUACCAAUUGUUUUGUUGGUGACUAUGGUCCUGCUGCCUUGAGAUCAUUGACAAGAUCCUCCCGUGUAGUUCUGGGCUGAUUCCUCACCGUUCUCAUGAUCAUUGCAACUCCACGAGGUGAGAUCUUGCAUGGAGCCCCAGGCCGAGGGAGAUUAACAGUUAUUUUGUGUUUCUUCCAUUUGCGAAUAAUCGCACCAACUGUUGUCACCUUCUCACCAAGCUGCUUGGCGAUGGUCUUGUAGCCCAUUCCAGCCUUGUGUAGGUCUACAAUCUUGUCCCUGACAUCCUUGGAGAGCUCUUUGGUCUUGGCCAUGGUGGAGAGUUUGGAAUCUGAUUGAUUGAUUGCUUCUGUGGACAGGUGUCUUUUAUACAGGUAACAAGCUGAGAUUAAGAGCACUCCCUUUAAGAGUGUGCUCCUAAUCUCAGCUCGUUACCUGUAUAAAAGACACCUGGGAGCCAGAAAUCUUUCUGAUUGAGAGGGGGUCAAAUACUUAUUUCCCUCAUUAAAAUGCAAAUCAAUUUAUAACAUUUUUGACAUGCGUUUUUCUGGAUUUUUUGGUUGUUAUUCUGUCUCUCACUGUUCAAAUAAACCUACCAUUAAAAUUAUAGACUGAUCAUUUCUUUGUCAGUGGGCAAACGUACAAAAUCAGCAGGGGAUCAAAUACUUUUUUCCCUCACUGUAUGCCUUCCACCUGAGACAUGUGUCAGCGGUCAACUCCUUUUAGCUAAAAAGGACUGAACGUUUGGUAACCAUUGAGUUUACGUUAAAAGUUCGUAGUGGCAUCUUACAGAUGCCAGGCGGCACCCAGUGGCCAUUUUAUUUAGCUGCAUCUAGCUUGCACUUAUUCUAUGGUGUUUUCUUAUGUGGUGUAAUAAACAGGAACUGUUUUAUUCAAUUAAACACAUUCCUCAAUAGUCUGUUGCACUCAUGAUGAUCUGCUGCCAUCCUUUUGUUAUGCCUGCGUAAGCAUUGCUCUUUACUCCGGUUUAUCUAUUAAAACCGGAGGUUUAUGGAAAGCCUGUCCCUGACUCUGGUUCAGUUCUUGAAUGGAGUUUGGCUAUCUGUUUUGGUUAGAAACACCUCAAGGAGGACAGUACACUCUCACUUGAAUAGAAAGGGGUGUUUUUAUAAAUGUGUACAUGUGUACCACUAAUUAGGGUCCAUAGAAACAUGGACCAAAACUGUGGUUCCUACCCUGUCACAACAUGUUUUAAAGUUGUAAUGUUUGUGCUCUAGCUUCAGGACAUGACUGUGGAAGAAAAACUGAUUAUGCAUUUGAGGUAACCAUAUUUUCACUCAUCUGACUUUGACAUGGCCCACAGAAGCUUUGCAAAAUGCUUAAAUAAGCCAUACUAAUAGGCAGACAUUAGUUAUUAAUUAAACUAAAACCAACCAUAUAAUCCAAUUACUGUCAUGAGGCUCAGCAUAAAACCCCAUUUUUAAAAAGCUUUAAAAGUAGUCUUUAGGCUAAAGUACUGCAAAAAAAUAUCUAAGAUAUCUAUUUCUCUAUUUGAUUAAUGAAAAGUAGUCAACAGUAUUCUUCCUUAGGAUGUUGGCCAACGUUAACCAUAUUUUUCAUGUUAUUAUUUGGUUUCAGAUGGCCAGCUCAAACAUUAGAUAUGGCGAGGGUGUCACACGGGAAAUUGGUAUGGUAAAUAAGUCUCUGCUAUUUUUCUGUUCAUGACAAGAUAUGAAACCACUUAUGUGUACAUAAUUGUUCUUCCUAAAUGGUAAGGGUUUGUGUUCUAUUGUGUUCACAAUAAAAAAGGUCCAAUAAUGGAAGAGACAUGAACAGGCCUAAAAUGGAAAUGUAUAUGAUACUUUGAACAUUAAUCACAUAAGUUUUUGUCUAAGAUAUGAAUAACACUAUCUCUCCUAUUUUGUGAUUUUCUUUUAAAUUGCAGGAUCUUCAGAACAUGGGAGCCCGUAACGUGUGUCUUAUGACAGACAAUAAUCUGUCUCAGCUCCCUCCUGUCAAGGCCGUGUUGGAGUCCCUGGUUCAGAAUGGGGUUAACUACAAAGUUUAUGACAAUGUUCGGGUGGAGCCAACAGACUCCAGGUAACCCUUGUGCAUUCCAAUUGGCACCCUAGCUAUUCCCUAUAUAGUGCACUACUUUUGAACAGAGCAGGGUCCAUAGGGCUCUGGUCACAAGUAAUGCACUACCGUAUAUAGGGACUAGAGUGCCAUUUGGGACGCACCCCCUAUGCUUUUUCUCAAUGACUUUCUAAUGGAAUUUUCAUCAUCACAUUUGAUAUUGAUUAUAGUUUUUCCUUAUUUGAAGUAAAUGUAUGGAUUAUCAGAAGCACUACGUUUUUAGAAGCGGAAUACAAAAGUCAAUCAAGGGAUGAAUUGUCAAUAAAGUAAUCAUUUUCACUCUUUACUAUACAGCUUCAAGGAGGCCAUUGCUUUUGCGAAGAAAGAAACGUUUGACAUUUACGUUGCUGUGGGUGGAGGCUCAGUGAUUGACACCUGUAAAGCUGCCAACUUGUAUGCCUGCCAUCCCGAGGCUGAUUUCCUAGACUUUGUCAACGCGCCUAUAGGGAAGGGAAAGCCUAUUACUGGAGCUCUCAAGCCCCUGAUCGCAGGUACUAUGAAAGAGUUGUAUCUCUGUCUGUUUCAUCACACGACAAGCCCCAGUCACGAUUACACAUUGAAGUUAAUAGGUUUACGAACUAAAUGACCCUGGUACACUGGACCAUUUAGAAUUUGUUGUAUUUACACUGUACAUAAGUGCAUGUUUCUUUGACCAUUACAGAUUAGAUAGAGGUUAUUACAGAUGAUUUAAUACUUUUUUGUGGAUGGUUGUGCAUACCUGAUCUUGUUAGACUGUACCUCAAAUCCUCUCUGGGAGGAAAUUAAUAUGCCAUACACUUUUAGAACAAUUAAAUGGAUGAGCAGAUAUGCAGUUUUCCUAAUAUAGGCUAAACUUGUACAUGUUAGUCACAUGGCUCCUAUUUUUCUCUUAAGUUCCCACAACAGCAGGAACUGGCAGUGAGACAACAGGUGUUGCCAUCUUCGACUUCGAAAAACUGAAAGCAAAAACAGGUAAAAACACUUUGUCAGUGCACAGCUAUCUCUCUCCUUAGUUGCAUUGCUGGCCUCACAUUCAAAUGAUCAUUCAAUGCAAACUGUAUGUUUCAAUGUUUCAUUCAAUGACUCAGUAUGACUUGCUUGUCUCCUGGUUAAUCUGUUCAGGCAUCGCCAGCCGAGCCAUUAAGCCGACUCUUGGAAUAGUGGAUCCUCUCCACACUCUGCAUAUGCCCGAGAGGGUGGCUGCCAACAGCGGUUUUGAUGUGCUAUGGUAUGUAAAUAUACUGUGUGUAUAUAUAUAUAUAUAUAUAUAUAUAUAUAUAUAUAUAUAUAUAUAUAUAUAUAUAUAUAUAUAUAUAUAUAAAUAUAUAUAUAUAUAAAUUGAUCACAUUCAAUAUAAGGCUACAUUCACAUCUUUUAUCAACCUUAUAAGCCAAAGAUCUCAUUCAUCAACAUGCUUCUCUCUACCUACAUGUUGCAGAGGCCUUUGACUUAUACCUUUGUAAGACCUUUUGCCCACUCGGUGCUUUCUCCACAUCUUCAAAUUUCCCUUUGCCCUUAUAACGUCAAGGUGGUGCCAGAUAGAAGUGAUUGAUUAAAAGAAUAGGAGUUGGAUUAAGCUCUUUUCUAUAUCUGUUCUCUUUGUGUGUCCCUAUGCAGCCAUGCCCUGGAGUCCUACACGGCUCUUCCCUACAACAUGCGCAGCCCCUGCCCUCCCAACCCCAUCAACCGGCCGGCCUACCAGGGCAGUAACCCCAUUAGUGAUGUCUGGUCCAGACAUGCUCUGAAUGUAGUGGCCAAGUACAUGAAACGGUAAACGCCUUCCUGAUGAGGCUUCCACUAGCUAUUCCGCAGUUUUAUCCCCAAACAAUCACUACCGGCUAUUGUGAAUAUUAUUAUCAGUGGUUUCUUAUUAUUAGUGCUGAUAGAAGGGGUCAUUAACAGUUGACUUUCUCCCUCUAAGGGCGGUGAACGAUGCUGAGGAUGUAAAGGCCAGGUCCAGCAUGCAUCUUGCCAGUGUGUUUGCCGGGAUCGGGUUUGGAAAUGCUGGGGUCCACUUAUGGUAAAGCAAACAUAUGGUUCAUUAUGCAUUUAUCAUGAUUGAAACUGCACGCAUCCCCUUCCUUAUAUGAAUAGUUACAGUGUGUCCUGUGAUUGAUGAUUAAUGUGACUGAUAAGACCCUUUUUGUUAAUUUUUUUAGCCACGGGAUGUCUUAUCCUAUUGCUGGAAAUGUGAAGACUUACAUGGCUAAGGGCUACAAUGUGGAUCACCCUGUCGUGGUAAAGCUAUUCUGGUCCUUUUCUUCAUUUUAGAACCAAUAAAAAGAAAUCUUAUUAUUGAAACAUUUCUGUUAAAUUUGAACUUUAUAUAAUUGAAAAUUCUUUAUAUUUAGUUCCACAUAUCUAUGUUAUCUAUGACCACAGUUUUGACACUGAUAUAAUGUGUUUUCAUUGGUUUUCUGCUCCAUGUUUGUGAUAUACACGGAGUAUAUAAACCAUUAAGAACACCUCCUCUUUCCAUGACAGACUGACCAGGUGAAUCCAGGUGAAAGCUAUGAUCUCUUAUUGAUGUCACUUCAAUCAGUGUAGAUGAAGGGGUUAAAGAAGGAUUUUUAAACCUUGAGACAAUUGAGACAUGGAUUGUGUAUGUGUGCCAUUCAGAUGGUGAAUGGGCCAGACAAAAUAUUUAAGGGCCUUUGAAUGGGGUAUGGUAGUAGGUGCCAGGUGCACCGGUGUGUAUCAAGAAUGGUCCACCACCCAAAGGACAUCCAGCCAACUUGGGAAGCAUUGUGGGAAGCAUUGGAGUCAACAUGGGCCAGCAUCCCUGUUGAACGCUUUUGACACCUUGCAGAGUCCAUGGCCCGACGAAUUGAGGCUGUUCUGAGGGCAAAAGGGGGGGAGGGUGCAACUCAAUAUUAGAAAGGUGUUCCUAAUGUUUUGUAUACUCCGUGUUUAUAUACAGGUAACUGCCAAAAUAAAGGAAACACCAACAUAACGGAAACACCAACAUUAAAUGUCUUAAUAGGGCGUUAGGCCGCCUUGGCAUAGAUUCUACAAGUGUCUGGAACUAUUGGAGGGAUGCGACACCAUUCUUCCAUGAGAAAUUCCAUAAUUUGGUAUCUUGUUGAUGGUGGUGAAAAAACGCUGUCUCGGGCGCCUCUCCAGAAUCUCCCAUAAAUGUUCAAUUGGGUUGAGAUCUGAUGACUGAGACACGCACAACCUUUAAACCCCCUAUGCUCCUUUGAAAUCCCUCUUUCAAAGUCACUGAGACCUCUUCUUCUAGCCAUGGGAGCCAAAAAUAAUGGGCAACUGGGCAUUUGUAUGCAUGACUCUAAGCAUGAUGGCAUGUUAAUUGUUUAAUUAACUCAGGAACCAAACCUGUGUGGAAGCACCUGCUUUCAAUAUUUACUGAUCAAAACAUUUUACGCAACAUGUUAAGUGUUGGUCCCAUGUUUCAUGAGCUGAAAUAAAAGAUCCCAGAAAUCUUCCAUACGCACAAAAAGUUUUUUCUCUCAAGUUUUGUGCACAAAUUUGUUUACAUUCCUGUUAGUGAGCAUUUCUCUUUUGCCAAGAUAAUCCAUCCACCUGACAGGUGUGGCAUAUCAAGAAGCUGAUUAAACAGCAUGAUCAUUACACAGGUGCACCUUGUGCUGGGGACAAUAAAAGGCUACUCUAAAAUGUGCAGUUUUGUCACACAACACAAUGCCACAGAUGUCUCAAGUUUUGAGGGAGCGUGCAAUUGGCAUGCUGACUGCAGGAAUGUCCACUAGAGCUAUUGCCAGAUAAUUAAAUGUUCAUUUCUCUACCAUAAGCCGCCUCCCAACAUCGUUUUAGAGAAUUUGGAAGUACGUCCAACCGGCCUCACAAUCGCAGACCACGUGUAACCACGCCAGCCCAGGACCUCCACAUCUGGCUUCUUAACCUGCGGGAUCGUAUGAGACCACCCACCCGGACAUCUGAUGAAACUGAGGAGUAUUUAUGUCUGUAAUAAAGCCCUUUUGUGGGGAGAAACCCAUUCUGAUUGGCUGGGCCUUACUCCCCAGUGGGUGGGCCAGUCUCCCAAGUGGGUGGGCCUAUGCCCUCCCAGGCCCACCCAUGGCUGCGCCCCUGCCCAGUCAAGUGAAAUCCAUAGAUUAGGGCCUAAUUAAUUUAUUUGAUUGGACUGAUUUCCUUAUAUGAACUGUAACUCAGUAAAAUAGUUGUUGUUUAUAUUUUUGUUCAGUAUACUUAGUAUCCCUCAUUUACUCAAGUGUUUCCUUUAUUUUGGUAGUUACCUGUAUAUAACAAAUAUAUUGUUUCAUAAAUAUGUAUCUCCAUUCACAGUUUAACUAUCAAGCAUUAAUAGUUCCCAUGUGUUGCUCUUCUGUCCUAUAGCCUCAUGGUCUAUCCGUGGUUCUGACCUCUCCUGCUGUUUUUGCCUUCACUGCCAGUAUGUGUCCAGAGCGCCACCUGGAGGCAGCAGAGAUACUUGGUAACAGCAACUCUUCUCAACAACACCCCCAACAGUGUUGUCACUAAAUACUAACAGAAAUGUCCUUUUACUUUGUCUCAAAGGGUACUCUAUUCCAUAUACAGUGCACUGGUCAAAUAUAGUGCAUAAUAGGUGUAGUAAGAAGUGUCAUGCACGCAUGGCACUAUUGUUUCCUUACUGAUUUUGUGAUGUCAAGCUCACACCCCUCCAUGUCUCUCCUCAGGGGCUGACGUGAUUAACACCAAGAGGGCGGACGCUGGGCUCCUCCUGGCCGACACCCUGAGACAGUUCCUCUAUGACCUGAAGGUAGAGGACGGUCUGAGUGCUGUCGGCUACACCAAGGAUGACAUACCUGACCUAGUGAGAGGAACAAUACCUCAGGUAACUACACAUUAGAAAUGGUUCACAUUAGCUGUGCAAAACACGUUCUUUCACGCCCUGAUGAAGGCUAUUGAGCCCAAAUGUUGGUAAUAAACCCACAAGCAAGGAGAGUUGAGUGUGCUAGUGUUACUUUCUUAUUCAUAAUGCAUUACAUGUACUUUGUCUCUUUUUCUGAAUGGAAUUUCCUGUGUCUGCCCCUGAUCGUGUCACUAUGGUCUCUUGCAGGAAAGGGUGACAAAGCUGUCUCCUAGGGAACACACAGAGGAAGAUUUGAGUCAUUUGUUUGAGGCCUCCCUGAAGCUGUACUAAGACUGGCUCUCUUGUUUGUCAUCACCCACUCUCCUACUGUACCUGUGUGAGAUGAUGAGAGCCCAAAGGAUUCUGUGCUUAUCUCUCACUGGUUCUCAAAUGGCACCCUAUUCAGCACACUACUUUUGACCAGUACCCAUAGGGCUC
This is a messenger RNA of Coregonus sp. 'balchen', 15902 nucleotides long. NCBI's taxonomy places the organism in Eukaryota, Metazoa, Chordata, Actinopteri, Salmoniformes, Salmonidae. The record is from the annotation of a GenBank genome assembly.